Amphibalanus amphitrite is the source of this 1057-nucleotide messenger RNA. RefSeq lists its product as uncharacterized. NCBI's taxonomy places the organism in Eukaryota, Metazoa, Arthropoda, Thecostraca, Balanomorpha, Balanidae. The record is from RefSeq and is a predicted model, not a curated record. Bases 81 to 830 code for a protein of 249 amino acids. Gene Ontology annotation, molecular function: structural constituent of chitin-based larval cuticle. Gene Ontology annotation, cellular component: chitin-based extracellular matrix. The transcript has 3 exons.
CAAACACGAACCACUAUAAAAGCCAGUGGGGUAGCCGGCAAUGGCAUCAGUACCUUCUCGGAGAGAUUCGAUAAACGACAAUGCAGCUGAUUCCGUGUGUUCUUCUUUUGGCGGUCGCUGCGGCUGACCCGCAGUUUCAGCCAGAAUCUCAAUCAGUCGGCAGUCUGAACUACAUCCCCACUAUCCGUACAGGCACGAGACCUACCCAGAAUAUCAAUCCCGCCACAGAUCCCGACCAAAGCCGAGGCUCCAGCUCCCAGAUCACUCUCCGAUCAGCCCGGGACACCGGAUCCCGCACAAACUUCGCUUCAAGCACACCUAGAAUCUCCUUCGGUUCAAUUCCACAGCCGUCCGGCAACCUACGCCAAAACUUUGGUCAGGUCCAGAACAUCGCCGUAUUUGGACGGCGACAGCAGCAGGUGAAACUGCAGCCAUCGCUCAAUGGCGAGCAGCCAGCUGUCAUUCUGCUGCGGCAGAGUUUUGAUCAGGAUCUGGCAGGAAACUACCAGUACAGUUACCAACUCAGCAAUGGUCAGCAGGUGGAGGAGGCGGGCCGCAUUCAGCCGGGGACCCAGCCCGAGACCGGCACCAUAGACCAGCUGGGACACUUCGAAUACGUCAGCGAUGACGGCAACACCUACCGCGUCGACUACCUGGCCAACGAGGGUGGCUUCCAGCCGCAGGCCGCCCACCUGCCAGUGGCGCCGGCUCAGAUUCCCGAGUACGCCCAGCUGAGGCAGGAGCACCCGGAGCUCUUCUGGGCUGAGGAAGGUGGGGCCGGCGCCAACCAGCAGAAAUUUGGGAAGGACGGAGGGCAGUUCUUCUUCUAGCUAUGAAAGCUGUCGGAUUCUAGUUGCUUACAGGUGAUUAGUGAAGUAUUUCUCUGUUGCUGUUGGUUUAUGUUUUAAUCGUGUUGUUUAUGCAAGCAGUCGGUAUAAACCGUGUUAUUUUAAUAUAGCUUUACUAGAAAUAUGUUGUGUAGUCACAUUGUGGGUAACAGCUACGCUCUCGUGUUAUAUUUAUCUAUGAGCGGAAAAUAAAUCCAUCACCUUUCGUA